GAACUUUUUCUUCCAGAAAAAUAAAAAAUAAUAAUAGUUUCUAUCUUUUAAUUUUGGUCAUAGUAGUCUUAAAAUGCAUUGAAAAAAAUUUAUAAGGAAUUGUCAAGUGUCAACCAAAUUGAAAAAAAAAAAAAAGGAAAGACAGAUCAAGAGAAUCAGAUGCACCUAACUUACUUACAAGUUACACCGCGUCUCCUUCUCUCUCUCUCUCUAAUAAGAAGACUUUUUACUUAAUAGAAAAUUCAGAGAAGACGACUCACACAAGUCAUCAUCAUAAUUCAUACAGUUGUUGUAACACUCACCGUAGGAGAGAGCCACCAUGUGCGACGGAGACUGCCGCCCUCUCGGUUUCCUCUUAGGUCUUCCUUUCGCUUUCCUCUCUCUCCUUCUCUCCAUCGUCGGUGUCGUUAUCUGGAUCGUCGGAUUGUUGUUAUCAUGCAUAUGUCCUUGUUGCUUAUGUGUGACUGUGCUUGUUGAGAUCGCAAUUGGGUUGAUUAAAGCUCCAAUUCAUGUUAUGGAGUGGUUCAUGUCCAAGAUCCCUUGUUGAUUCAGAUUUGUUGGAUCUUGUUAUUAUUAAAAAAGAAACUGAGAUUUGCUGAUUCAGAUUUGUUGUUCAAUUAUAACAUGUAGUGUAGCUAUAUAUAUAUAUAUUCAUGGGAGUUUGCAAUGUU
This is a messenger RNA of Camelina sativa (false flax), 671 nucleotides long. Its product is annotated as signaling peptide TAXIMIN 1. The record is from RefSeq and is a predicted model, not a curated record. NCBI's taxonomy places the organism in Eukaryota, Viridiplantae, Streptophyta, Magnoliopsida, Brassicales, Brassicaceae.